Molecule: messenger RNA, 759 nt
Organism: Ambispora leptoticha
Lineage: Eukaryota; Fungi; Glomeromycota; Glomeromycetes; Archaeosporales; Ambisporaceae
Source: the annotation of a GenBank genome assembly
AUGUCGGACUAUAUUUUUAAGCAAACAGGUCGUAGAUAUAGCCAGCAGGUUAUUUCCUACACUUUAAAAAGAGAUAGUGAUGUUACUAGAAAAAGAGCAAGCAAAAGAUAUUUAGAGCAAAAUUUAGAGAAGGUUAGAAGGUUCCUAGUUGAUAACUAUCAAAUUUUCUCUUCAUCCAACUGUUUAGCCAUGGAUGAGUUUGGCACCAAUCUAGGAGAAGCGCCUCGUUAUGCUUAUUCUCGAAGAGGUUUAAGAGCAAUUGUUCCCCGACCAGGACAAAGAGGUUUUAAUUAUACUCUUUUCCUUUGUGUUAGAAAUGUAGAAAAGCAAUCAGUAGUUAGUCAUAAAUUGAUUAAGAAUGAGAAAGGCAAAAAAAGGAAAGGAACUGAUGCCCUAGAUUUUUAUAAUUUUCUAAAAGGUAUUGAAUUGCCCACUGGUGAACAACAUUAUCUCUUGUUGGACAAUGCUAAAAUUCACUAUACUAGCAAGAAGUUAAGGGAGUUAAGUUUAAGUAUUGAGGAGUUGGCAAGAGAGAAAAACAUUAUUCUUAUCUACUUACCUUCUCAUUCCCCUCAAAUAAACCCUGCUGAACUGUGCUUUAACACUGUCAGACACUUAACCGAAAAGUCUCAAUCUCGAAAUGAUGAAGAGUUAAAUGAUAAUGUUGUUAAAAUAAUAAAUAUACUCAAUCAAAAACCUUUGACUGAAUAUUUUAGACAUUGUCGAGACUAUUUUUCUUUCGACAAAAACGGAAAUUAA